UCAUACUAUUCAGUUUUUGAUCCUGUGUAUAUCACAUAACACAACAUGAGUGGCUACGACUUACCGUCUGAGUUCUACUCACAAUUAACAUCGAAAUAUCAACAAGCUGUAGACAAUGGUCAUGUGCAAUAUAAUGGAGACUCUAAGCAAGAAGAAGUCGUUCAUUUAUCAAAUAUAGAUAUUCAAUUAACUUUAUUACAUUCACUUCAAUUCCGUCCUGAGCAAGGUAGGAAAGAUUCCAAUCCAUUUGCUAAACCUGAACCAGAAUUAACCAUUUUAGAGAAAUAUGGUGAAGAUGAUGAAUUCCGAAUUGUAUUCAAUAAAUUCCCAGUUAUUGCUAAUCAUUUCAUGAUAAUUACUCGAGAAUUUAAAUCUCAAUUAAGUCCAUUAUCAUUAAAUGAACUUAAGGCUACCUAUAAGACUUUGGCUGCAUUGAAAGUAUCAGAUACAACCGAAGAUUGGUUUGCAUUUUAUAAUUCAGGUAGUCAAAGUGGUGCAUCUCAACCUCAUAAACAUAUACAAUUCAUGCCAUUACCUUCUAGAAAUCAAUUCAUUCCAUUUGCUGAAAAAUUGGCUGAUACUUCAGAACCUUUCAUUCCUUCUGCUAAACGUGAUCCCUUACAAGAUCCAUCAUUACCAUUUGCUCAUUAUGUAGUUAAACUUCCAUCUGUUAUAGACAAUUUAGAUGAUCUUGCUUUAUAUUUUGCAUCUUUACUUCAAUCUACUUUGAAUACCCUUAGACAAAAUGAAUCUCAUGAUAUAUCCUACAACUUUAUAAUGACUACUAAAUUUAUGCUUAUGGUUCCUAGAUCUCACGCUAAAUAUAAAAAUCAACUUGGUAUUAAUUCUUGUGGAGUUAUCGGACUUAUACUUUGUAAAGAUGAUCAAUUAUUGUCCUUAGCUAAGAAUGAUGGACCUCUUUCCAUUUUAGAAUAUAUUGGAUUUCCUAAUACUCAUGGUCAAUCUACUGAUGAAUAUAAUUAUUAAUUAAGUAAUAGUAAAAACUUACAUAGAGUAACUAGGUAUGCGCAUCAUUGCCUAAUUGGGAAGUCUACGUUUCCAACCAAUAAAACAACUGAGAAAUUUAGUUACCAUACACAAACUAAAU
Molecule: messenger RNA, 1108 nt
Organism: Scheffersomyces amazonensis
Lineage: Eukaryota; Fungi; Ascomycota; Pichiomycetes; Serinales; Debaryomycetaceae
Gene: APA2
Product: bifunctional AP-4-A phosphorylase/ADP sulfurylase
Exons: 1
Coding region: 46-987 (313 amino acids)
Biological process (GO): nucleotide metabolic process
Molecular function (GO): ATP binding; ATP:ADP adenylyltransferase activity
Source: RefSeq, a predicted model, not a curated record